Molecule: messenger RNA, 4127 nt
Organism: Juglans regia (Persian walnut)
Lineage: Eukaryota; Viridiplantae; Streptophyta; Magnoliopsida; Fagales; Juglandaceae
Product: subtilisin-like protease SBT1.7
Exons: 1
Coding region: 187-2484 (765 amino acids)
Biological process (GO): proteolysis
Molecular function (GO): serine-type endopeptidase activity
Source: RefSeq, a predicted model, not a curated record
AGAAUACCGAUUCAGCACUCAAUUGAAACUAUAUUAAGUAGCAAGUAAAAAUGAAGAUUGAACAAAGUUACAAAACACCUCGUCUAAUGCCCAUGUCAUAUUCACUUCCAUAUUGCAUUUCAGAAACAGAAAUAGCCAAACACUUGACCUCCAAAAUUGCCUGAAACCCCUUUGUCUCACAAGAUUAUGGAUUUCAAGCUUCUACAGAUGGUUCUACUCGUAAUGUUCUUACGCUCAUACGCUGUAGCAGAAGACCAAAACCAGAAAGCAAAACAGACUUUCAUAGUUCGCAUGGACAAGACCAGCAUGCCGUCAAAUUUCAAUGAGCACUCUGAGUGGUAUUCCGCAUCUUUGAAAUCAGUAUCGGACGCGGCGGGUAUGCUUUACACUUACAACAAUUUAAUCCAUGGCUUCUCCACAAGACUUACCGCCAAGGAAGCUGAGUCACUCGGAAAGCAACCAGGAAUCAUCUCUCUCCUGCCUGAAGUGAGAUAUGAGCUUCACACAACUCGGACGCCAGCGUUCCUUGGAUUAGAUAAAAACGAGGCUGUCCUCCCCACACCCAACCAAGUGAGCGACGUGAUUGUCGGAGUAUUCGACACGGGUGUAUGGCCCGAGAUAGAGAGCUUUGACGACACGGGGCUUGGGCCUGCACCGAGUGGCUGGAAAGGUGAAUGUCAAGUGGGUACGAACUUUAAUUUAUCAAACUGUAACAACAAACUUAUUGGCGCAAGGUUUUUCUCUAAUGGAUAUGAACAAGCGAACGGAAAGAUUGACACAAGGACGGAAUCAAAAUCACCUAGGGACGAUGAUGGCCAUGGAACUCACACCUCAACAACAGCGGCCGGAUCACCCGUUGCAGGAGCUGACCUCUUUGGCUAUGCUUCUGGGACCGCUCGUGGUAUGGCCACACAUGCCCGAAUCGCCAUGUACAAGGUUUGCUGGUUUGGUGGAUGUUUCAGCUCAGAUAUUUUGGCUGCAAUGGAGAAGGCCACUGAAGAUGGGGUCCAUGUUAUCUCCAUGUCUAUUGGGGGAGGAAUAUCCGAUUACUCCAAAGACGUUAUUGCUACAGCAACUUUCAAUGCAGUAGCCCAGGGUAUCCUUGUAUCGUGCUCGGCAGGGAAUAGUGGACCCAGUCCGGGAACUUUAACUAACGUAGCGCCUUGGCUAAUCACCGUGGGUGCUGGAACCUUGGACCGUGAUUUUCCCACCGAUGUUAGCCUUGGAAACGGAAAGAGUUACACCGGUACAUCACUCUAUGCCGGGAAACCGUUGCCUGAUUCUCAAGUACCGCUUGUUUACGCUCGAAGUGUAAGUAACGAGUCGUAUGGUCGUAUGUGCUUGAUUGGCACUCUGAAUCCUGCAAAAGUUGCUGGGAAGAUUGUGGUAUGUGAUAGAGGAUCGAGUGCCCGGGUCGAAAAGGGUGAGGUGGUUAAAAAAGCUGGCGGCGUAGGGAUGAUAUUAGCUAACACAGGUUCUUAUGGGGAGGAGCUAGUAGCCGAUGCACAUAUUUUGCCUACAGCAGCUGUUGGGCAGAAAACAGGCGAUGCCAUAAAGAACUAUAUUCUCUCAGCUCCCAAUCCCACGGCUAUAGUUGGAAACGCAGUGACAAAACUAGGAGUUCAACCAUCACCGGUGAUUGCAGCAUUCAGUUCUAGAGGUCCAAAUCCGCUAACUCCAGAAAUACUCAAGCCGGAUGUUAUAGCACCAGGAGUCAAUAUCCUAGCUGGGUGGACAGGUGCGAAUGGACCAACAGGGUUAGACGAUGAUGCCAGGCGUGUAAGCUUCAACGUCAUUUCUGGUACAUCCAUGUCCUGCCCCCAUGUCAGCGGCUUAGCCGCACUCCUCAAGGCUGCUCACCCGGAAUGGAGCCCUGCAGCUAUAAAGUCCGCCCUCAUGACCACGGCUUACACUGCAUACAAAAAUGAGGAAACCAUACUGGAUGUUUCUUCUGGAAAAGCAUCAACACCUUUUGAUUACGGUGCUGGACAUGUGAAUCCAGUGGCUGCUCUUGAUCCCGGCCUUGUAUAUGACGUCAUGGUAGCCGACUACCUGGACUUCUUGUGCGCCUUGAACUAUAGCUCAAGUAAGAUCAAGCAAGCCACAAACAGAGACUUCACCUGUGAUUCCAGCAAGCAAUACAGCAAAAAUGACUUGAAUUACCCAUCUUUUGUUGUUCCACUGGAGACAGCUUCAGGCAAAGGGGGCGGCAUUGGGGUGUCAACCACCAUUAAAUACACCAGAUCUCUGACUAAUGUGGGCGCACCAGCGACAUAUAAGGUCAUCGUGUCUUCACAAGAUCCCUCUGCGAAGAUCGUGGUGGAGCCUGAAUCGCUGGUUUUCGACAAACACUAUGAGAAGAAGAGUUAUACAGUGACAUUCAUUGCCACUUCCAUGCCUUCUGGCUCAACCAGCUUCGCUCGUUUGGAAUGGUCGGAUGGGACUCAUUUCGUUCGCAGCCCGGUCGCGUUCAUCUGGACAUAAAUAAUAACAGGCUCCGAACUCUGAAGUGCCACCAAGGUCUAGCUGCUCCCUUUAUGUUUUUAUAAUGAAUUUAUUUGUCUCGUACAUAUUCCAGCAACCGAGCAAUGGGGGCCGGUUGCGGGUCAAAUCCAAGGAAAAUAAUUGCAAAGCAAAUCAUGUAAAAUUGAAUUCCAUAUAAUCUCUCAUGUUGUCUGUAAUGGCUCCAUAAUUAAAGAAAAUAAAAAAGGGAUUGGUUUCGCAGCUUUUCUUCGAUUUUUAUAGUACAAAGUUUGAACAGGGAAGCGGGAGCUGCUAUUUCGCUCAAAGUCAAUUAUUUCUGAGUCGCAACAAAACCAAUACUGGCAGUAGGGUGCAAUUGCAUAGAGUCCUUAGGAAUUAAAUAGGGGAAACCCAACUGAAAUUUUUUCGUCUGGUUUUCGAGGCUAAAGAAGUUCUAGAUUGGUGGUGGCUUGCUAUUUGUAAUACUUGUGCUCUCUAACUGUAUAGCAACAAACUGAUUGCAUGCUUCGUUCCCCCACAAUGGAAAUCAUGGACCCUUCCAUUCUGUGACUACAACUCUCAAGUAUUGUAAAUUAAAUAUGAGCAAAUUUCAGCAAACUUGUAAUAUAAUUUCAUAUGCUAUAUAACUUUAUAUUGCAAUUUUGUAGUAGUCUCAUUCUCAAAUUCGAGCAGAAAACCAAUGCCUAUACAGUUUUUUCCGUGAGCACAACUGAAUGAAAGAAGAUCUUAUAUCAUUCCUGGUCUUUUAUUAUGAUGGAAUUCAACAGUUAAUGACAAAACAUAUUCAAGAGUAGGGGGGGCCACUUGCUCCUGCUAAUUGCAGUUGUCUAUUUUAUGCCCUUUAAAGAAACCAAGGAAUUAUAUGGACUUUCCUUUCCUUUCCUUUUCUUUUUUUGGAAUUAAAAUCAUCCUCUCAAUUCAUACGUUUAGAUAAAAAGGAACUUCGGAAGAAACUUGCAGUUAUCUAAGCAAAUCAUCGGCAUUAAUUACUAUCAAGAAUUUCUCCUAAAGGUAAAUUGCCCCAUAAAGCUGAUUGAUAUGCAAAGAUGACCAUCCAUCCAAUUAAAUUUCACACGAAAUUUGGAACUAGUCUCCUGUUUCUGUACAACUUUUAGCAAUUGCAUGGUCACAAAAACAAAUCCAAAUGAAUGUACUGAUCACAUUUCCACUACACUUGCACGUCCCUAAUACAUUCUUGAACCCAUGGUUUCAAGUUUCAUUGCUACGAUAGGCUUAAUGAAGUGAAAAUAUGAUGCAACAUAUAAUCCAAAAUGAAGAACAUUUUAUAAUGAGUUUUAACAAUUAUGCAUCCUAACUCUAAAAGCUCAUAAACCAUUGGAUAAUGCAAGAAUUAGACUAUACUGACUUUUGACAUGUUAGAAGCACUUCCCAAAAUAUCUUUAAAAAAAACAUCAAUCAUCAUUCAGAAUUCCCUAUUGACUGAAAAAUAGGAAGGUAAUAGGUAUCAAGCUGCCAAUUUUAUGUUUCACACCUUCCCAAACUUCUUCUCCUAAGCAACCUUUAACAGGCAAUGGUAUUAACUGGGUGGAAUGGUUCAAAUUCUUAAGUUCCAGAGAAACUAAAUACAGUAGACAACAUGUAAUAAUGCAUUACCUCCGCAAAGGUCAUUGAAGAAUAUGAGU